AGCCACGAAGAAGAAUGUGUUGAACACGGAAGUUAAUAUUUUACAGGAAGCCAGCGUAAGCUUCCUUUUGUUUUGUUUUGUCUUUGUUUUCUGUAUCAAACUGAUCGUCAUUUUCUCCAGAGCAGUCUGCUAGAUUCAUUAAUACGUUAUCGUUCACCUGAUUUGUUUCUAUUAAGUUGAUUUUUUAAUGACAGUUGUCGACAUUUAGGUUAGCUGUGAGCUAGCUUCACAGGCUAACAACAUAGCUAACAGGCCUGAAGGCCUCUGUCCAUUGUUUGCCCGUCACUGAAAUACAUCUCCUCUUUAUAUCAAGCAGAUAGUUUUAAGGUAAAACGUCGUUUGGAAACAUUAAAUACCACAGUGGACAUAGCGCAAAGGCCGCUGUCAUCCGUUCGUCGCCCAGGUAACGUUAGCUGUACCGGCUAACAGUUGUUAUUUUGGCCAGUCAAUUGGGUAACCGUACCAACGGGUCGAGUAGUACAGUCGCUUUUUCUGUCAAUAAAAGGGAAUCAGACACUACAGUAAGGAGAUCGGAUGAGCAUGUAUGCCCCACCGGGUUCAGCUGUUCCUGGAGGCCGGAGGAGAAGAGGGGGCUCCUCCCUGCCCAAGCAGCCGGAGCGGAGCCUGGUGUCGGCUCUGCCCGGAGCUCUGUCCAUCACCGCGCUGUGUACGGCUCUGGCGGAGCCGGCCUGGCUCCGGGUCCACGGGGGCACUUGUCAGAGACAAGAGCUGGGGGUGGCGGACGUCCUGGGGUACAUUGACCCCAAGCUGCUGGACGAUUACUGUGUGAACCCGCAGACCAUCCUGCUGAUGAGGGUGAUCGCCGCCUUCUGUUUCCUGGGCAUCUUGUGCAGCCUGACUGCUUUCCUCUUGGACGUGUUUGGACCCAAGCACCCCGCCCUGAAGAUCACACGAAGAUAUGCAUUUGCACAUAUUCUCACAGUGUUGCAGUGUGCCACCGUCAUAGGCUUCUGCUACUGGGCCUCGGAGCUCAUCUUGUCACUACAGCAGCAACACAAAAAGUACCACGGCUCACUCAUAUACGUCACGUUUGCCAUCAGCUUCUACCUGGUGGCAGGGGCAGGUGGAGCCUCUAUCCUCGCCACAGCUGCCAACCUACUGCGCCACUACCCCACCGAGGAAGAGGAGCAGGCUUUAGAGCUGCUCUCGGAGAUGGAGGAUAGCAGUGAAACUUUUCCUGCUGAUUAUGACAUUGCCAAUCAGUUUCAGCCACCGCCUGCCUACACGCCCUAAUGCCGCCAGACUGGCCUUGUUAACACUUGCUUCUCUCUCAGCACGGCUAUUGGCUUGAUGAGCAAAUCCCACUCUUUAUCAAAAGGAUAUCUUCGCAAAUACUCUCCAUAAUGAACACAGUGUGCACAGUUAGUGCACACACUAUUGACUGACAGCUUGGGUGCAUGAAAGCUUUCUGUAGUGGUGGCAGACGUUUAGAUGAUGAUGAUGAUAAUGAUGAUGAUGUCUCACCACUGAAGUUGUUAGUGAUUUGCAUGUAAAUGGCUUUUAGGAUUUGGUUCUUACAUGUAAAGGAAACUAAAAGUGCAAGGAGGGCUCAACAUGGCUCAUUCUAAGUAAUUGAUGAAACAGCCCCAGCCUGAUCAGUACCAAUUAUUGAGGCCGGGCUGUCGGCCGAUUGGUUGGAUCAAGCUUUGUUAAGCAUCAUUUUGUUUUAAUUUUCGAUAAGCUUGCCGUGUAUAUGAUUUUAUUUUUCUGAUACAUAAAAAAUGCGGAAAUACACUGAGAUUGUUUUAGACAUGUCUUUCAUAUAAAGUAUCAUUAUGGACCUUAUUUAUUAUUUCUUUUUCUGUGCCGUCUUCUUUUUCAUUCUUCUGCUUUGUAGGCACCUGAUGUCACUGGUUUAGUCUUAUUUAGUCACAGCUUUACUUGAAAUAACACAAGAUAAUUGUCUAAAAAUGUGAGGCCUGUCUUUGUGGUGUUUUUUAAAAGGAUAAUGGCAAGUGUUGUGUUUUGAAAGCUAGCAGCCACAGAGAAAUGGAGAAACAUGUCUGUUUGUUUCAGAAUGAGAGACCUUUAGUAACAGGAACCUCAUCUCAUAUGUUGGUUGUUUCUUGUAUUUGAUUUAAAAAAGAAAUACGAUUUCUUCUUUGUGAUGUGACCGUUUCAGUAUGUGGUUUCUUUUUAUGCAAGAGUUAUCUCGUGCACAUUUUAAACCCUACAGGCACAAUGAUUAUGAGAACACUUCACAAAGGGUGCUGACUGAGGCUUAAAACGUGAUUGAUGUGGUGACUAGUUGGUUGUAUAUUGUUCUGUUUACUCCAUUUCUGCAUUUCGUUCUUCAAAUUCUCAUACACUUUUCAUCCCCAGUAUGUACAUAUUGAUUGUUUCUACAUAAAAAGUGGUCAUAAUAAAAUAUAAUGCCAUA
This is a messenger RNA of Trematomus bernacchii (emerald rockcod), 2401 nucleotides long. RefSeq names its product transmembrane protein 127 (gene tmem127). Gene Ontology annotation, cellular component: membrane. Gene Ontology annotation, biological process: negative regulation of cell population proliferation; negative regulation of TOR signaling. The coding region runs from base 535 to 1254 and encodes 239 amino acids. The transcript is spliced from 3 exons. The record is from RefSeq and is a predicted model, not a curated record. Lineage: Eukaryota; Metazoa; Chordata; Actinopteri; Perciformes; Nototheniidae.